CCUACGACGUCACAAUAUGGCUGACUUCCGUUCGAAACGCCAUUUUGAUCCGAAAUAUACUGAUAAUGGUGUGAACAAAUUCACUAUACACCGCUAAUUGGAACUCCUCUGUGUUAAUAUUUAAAUCACCAAAACGUUUUGAAAAGACUAUGUUCUUUGCCCUUUACUUAAGCAUUUUACGGACAUUGAUUAUCAGCUGUUUUUGCGCGAAGAACGUGAUUUUAUAACGAAACCAGGGUUUCUUGCUUUGAAACUCUACUAGAAAAUGUCAUCGACGGCUCACGACCAUACAUACACGUUUGAUGAGUACGGUUGCAAAAACAAUGGAAGAUUUUCAAGAGGAGAGGAACCAGAGGACUCUACCACAUUGUCUACAGAGGACCAUGUUUUUCAUGAUCAUUCUUAUAUAUCUAUUGUUGAUUCAUGCCCAGACACAGAUGUUCCUGAGUAUGAGGAGGAGGAGGAGGACACAGAUGAAUAUACAUGUAGUUCAUCAGAGAGUGACGAAGAAGAACCUGAGAGAAAUGGUGGAAAUGUCUUUCCCUUGCAAGGGCGGCACAUCAUAGACAUUAUUUUUUUUGAUCCAAGAGCUGGGUAAAGGGUGUCAUUCUUGCAGAGAACCUUUACAGUUGUCCUCUUGCAUAGGAGAUACCCGAUAUGGACUAGGUAGUUUACUUCACAUGAAAUGUGCACAGUGUCUAAAUGUUACACUUGUCCCUACUGGGAAAAGGCAUGGCCAAAAUGUAUGGGAUAUGAAUUCCAAAUUGGGUACAGCAAUUCUUUUUUGUGGGAUUGGUGAAACAGUUGUGAAUACUCUGCUUUGCGCACUAGAUCUACCAUCUGUUUCACCAACAACAUUAAAAAAGAGAGAAAGGGAGGCAGGCAUAGCUUUAGAGGCGGUAGCAGACGACACAUGCCAAGACGCACUAAGAGAAGAAAAAGACCGCUGUGAAAAUUCUGACCGUGCGGAGGCUGUAAGUUUUGAAGCCGGAUGGCAGACCCGAGGAAGUGGCAGGAACUAUGCCAGUCUCACAGGUCACGGUAGCAUGAUUGGAUUUAAUACAGGGAAAAUAGUAGCCUAUUCUUAUAGAUGCAAAACAUGUAGAUUUUGCCAGAGUACGAAAGAUGGCCCUGUAAAAGAACAUGAUUGCAGAAAAAACUGGGACAAGUCAUCCAAAGCGAUGGAAUCCGAUAUGGCGAUAGAGAUGUUGCAAGACUUGAAGCAGAAAGGUUUCCAUGUGAAAAAUGAUUAUGGAUAUGAUUCAACAACAUUUUCCAGAGCAAAGGCAGUGUUUGAUGAGAAUAUUGAAAAAGUUUGUGAUUUUAACCACACAAAAAAGAACUUUACCAACAGAUUGUUUGAACUAAGAAAAGAGAAGAAGUACUCUGCAUUAGGACCGAAAGCCAUCAAACACCUCACCAAAUGCUUCGCCUAUGCUGUAAAGGGAAAUAAUGACAGGGAGUCCUUGGAGAGCAAUUUGUGUGCUAUACCGUUACAUGUAUCAGGGGACCACUCUAAAUGUGGAAACUGGUGUGGUUUUGUACAACAACCAUCAUCAUACAAACCAAGAAACCUGCCUUAUGGGAAAUAUUUAACUGGAGAAGAUCUAAUAAAGGACCUCCAACAUAUUUUUGAUGCUUUCAGCAAGAAUGCUGAAGAAUUACUGAAUAUAGGCAGCACUCAAGGAAAUGAGAGUUUCAACAACAUUGUUUUCUCCAAAAAACCCAAAGAACCGCUUUUAUGGAGGUUGAGAGUCCAUGCCUUCAGGGUUGCAGCAGCUGUUGCACAGAAAAAUAUUGGCAAUGAUGCUAUUUCCAAAGUUUAUGAUCAUUCAUUACUGUCACCAGGAAAGAAUAUAGAAUUGUUUCUUACUCGGACAUCAAAGAAAAGGCAGUACAAGAAGAAUAGAAAGGCCAGCACAGCACACAAAAAACGACGCUAUGAACUGAAGUCAUCAAUGGCUAAACAGGAAUCAACAGCUGAAGUAAAGGAAGGAACGACAUAUCAACCUGCUGUAGACCUAAACCCUACAACAUCCUCAGAGGCCACACAGGAAAUACCAGAUGCAACAGUGCCACCAACACUCAAAACUGUGGAAAAUGGAAAGAAUGCUUUCCUUUACUUUGACCUCGAGACAACUGGCUUGGGUACUUCUUGUGACAUCACUCAGUUGGCAUGUGUGACUGAAGAAGAGAAUUUUAACAGGGGUAUCAGAAAAUUGAACAAAGGUAAGACAAGUAAUAAAUGUAAGUAUGAUUCCAUUGUCUUGGAGAUAGCAUAUUCUGUAAAGACCUGACAGGUAACUAUACUCAUUUUAUGCUUAUUACAUCACAUUUUUUUCAUUUCAUCCUGCAAAUAUUCAUGUAUCAUUCAAGUUUUCUUCUGUUUUGUGUGUCCUAUGUGUGCUUCACUUCCGCUUUAUUUGUCUCUUGUCCUGUUUUUGUUUUCUCUUAAAUU
Molecule: messenger RNA, 2458 nt
Organism: Saccostrea cuccullata (small rock oyster)
Lineage: Eukaryota; Metazoa; Mollusca; Bivalvia; Ostreida; Ostreidae
Exons: 15
Coding region: 681-2297 (538 amino acids)
Source: RefSeq, a predicted model, not a curated record